AAGGUAGUAUGACAUAUAGAAACACAGAUUCAAGAGGGCAAAAGACAUUUCUCUUGCGCUCUUAAAGUUCUAGAACUCGUAUUUCACAUACAACGGUAGAUAAGGGAAGAUGCCGAUUGCAAGAAUAGCUGUGGGAUCACCGGCCGAGGCCAGCCAGCCGGAGGCGGUCAAAGCCGCCUUGGCUGAGUUCAUUUCAAUGCUCAUUUUCGUUUUCGCGGGUGAAGGCUCCGGCAUGGCUUUUGCUAAGCUAACAAACGGUGGAGCAAGCACACCUGCUGGCCUUAUUGCGGCAUCAAUAGCCCAUGCUUUCGCCCUCUUUGUGGCCGUCUCGGUUGGCGCCAACAUCUCCGGUGGGCACGUAAACCCGGCUGUCACAUUCGGUGCCUUUGUGGGUGGUCACAUCACACUGUUCAGGAGCAUUCUCUAUUGGAUUGCUCAGUUGCUUGGAUCUGUGGUUGCAUGUUUGCUUCUCAAGUUUGCCACUGGUGGAUUGGAAACAUCAGCAUUCGCACUUUCAUCAGGAGUUACAGUUACAAACGCCCUCGUCUUUGAAAUAGUGAUGACCUUUGGCCUAGUCUACACAGUGUACGCCACAGCAGUUGACCCCAAGAAAGGCGACAUAGGGAUCAUUGCCCCCAUUGCCAUCGGCUUCAUAGUGGGCGCCAACAUCUUGGCCGGUGGAGCCUUCGACGGUGCAUCCAUGAACCCGGCCGUCUCUUUUGGCCCAGCCGUCGUCAGCUGGACAUGGGACAACCACUGGGUCUACUGGCUCGGCCCCUUCGUGGGCGCCGGAAUUGCCGCUCUUGUGUAUGAGAUUCUGUUCAUCAACCAGAGUGGACAUGAGCAGCUCCCUGUAACAGAUUACUAAGGUGUUUCUUUGUGUUUGAUUGGUGUUUGUUUUCAUUUUGUGAAAGUGGUUAAGGCCACUGGCUUUUCUCCUGUUAUGAUCUAUGUAUGUCAUCAGUUGUCUUGGUUUUAUGAAAACAGUUGUUGACUUUUCGUAUUAAA
Messenger RNA from Sesamum indicum (sesame), 1008 nucleotides. RefSeq names its product aquaporin TIP1-2. Gene Ontology annotation, molecular function: water channel activity. Gene Ontology annotation, cellular component: membrane. Gene Ontology annotation, biological process: transmembrane transport; water transport. NCBI's taxonomy places the organism in Eukaryota, Viridiplantae, Streptophyta, Magnoliopsida, Lamiales, Pedaliaceae. The record is from RefSeq and is a predicted model, not a curated record.